CUUGGGGCUCCCCUUUUCAGCGCGGUGCAGUGGCGCGAGCUCUCUUGACGCCUCAGUCAACGGGCGUCCGGUGCCUCCAAAAGACUGCCCGGUGCACAGUUGCAGGUACUACAAGUACCUACGUACAUAGGUAGGUACCUUAUGUUAGCUGCCUUAUUAACUUGGCAUGUACAGUAUACGCGUCUGUGGCUCUUGCCUCUGCUACCAGCUGCCAACUUGAAGUGGUCCGGUCUUGCAGUACGUACCCCUCCUUGUACUCCGCGUUCUGCGCGCCACACAGGCUCCGUCCUGCGCCACCUCCGCUCUAGCGGUGCGGAAGGAACCUACUAAAGCUACGAGGUACUUCGGCUACGUACCUUCGCCUUCGUACCUGCCUUGCCUGGGAGACGACAAGAAAGGGAAGGCGGCAACCCGGGCGAGCGACUCCACUCCGCCUUCCGACGCUGCGGGCGAACUACUUCGUACCAGGUGCGAAAUGAAGCGCGCCAACCUCGCCGGCCAUCCGAAAUCCUUCUACUCCGUGCAUCUUUGAAGCCGUCCAUCAUCUGUAGCGCCAGGUCGCAACGCACGCAUCGCGUCGCUUCGCACCGCAUUGCACCGCAUCAUAUUUCUCACUCUUUAAGCGCCUCCGUCCUGUCCAGCGCCGCGCGGCUGCUGCGCACUGUCAUGGUCGGCUCCUGUCCUCCGACUUGCGACUCGCCCACGCCGUCACCAGCAUCGCCACCAGCCCAAUGAUAUCACCAUCCGCACACCACAACCAUCACUCAAGGCGCGCGGCAUUCGCCUCCCCAGUCGAGCCUAUCGCAAGCCGCUCCCGUCCGAGUUCGCAUCGUCCACGCUGGCAGCCUCGCCGUCGCUCGCGAUGAUGGUGACGUUGGCGACUGCGACGACGACUCCCGCCAUCACAGGCGCCCCGACGGUGACCACGCCCACCCCCUCGGCGAGCCCGACCUCGUCCGGAACUCCCGGCGACCCCGGAGAGGUGCUCAAGAACUGGUCUUCCCUCAUCGGCAUCGUUACCGCCAUUGUCGGCAACGUCCUCAUCGCGCUGGCCCUCAACGUUCAGCGCUAUGCACACACGAGACUGCACAAGGAGCGUGUUCGCGUCCGCCAACGAGCGCGAGCUGCUCUGAAGCGGGCGCAAAGUGGCAGUAACACCACCAGCGAAAACGCGGGAGCAUACGGCGCCAUUGGAGCUGACGUUGCUGGGCGGGGCAAUGGCCGUGCCUCUGGAGUUGCCGCAUAUCGAUCCAACGGCGGCGACGGUCCCGAUGAUAACCACGGCGACCACGAGACGGACCCUCUUGCUGCCUCGUUCCAGUCUUCCUCUACUACAGAUGUCGAGAGCGGCCCUGAUCCCACCGUAAAGGCCGCGUCGACGUACCUCAAGUCGCCGUACUGGUGGCUGGGCCAGAUCCUCAUCACCCUCGGCGAGACGGGCAACUUUCUCGCCUAUGGCUUUGCCCCAGCUUCCAUUGUGUCGCCUCUGGGCGUUGUCGCCCUCGUUUCCAACUGCAUCAUUGCUCCAGCCAUGUUUCAUGAGAGGUUCCGCGCCCGAGACUUUUGGGGCGUCGUCAUCGCCGUGGCCGGUGUCGUGACAGUCGUCCUAAGCGCGAACCAGGAGGAGACCAAGCUCGAGCCGCACGACGUGUGGGACGCAAUCACCACCAUGGAAUUCGAGAUUUACAUGGCCGUGACGGUUCUCCUCAUCAUGGUCCUCAUGUGGGCCAGCCCAAGAUACGGGAGACGCACAAUAUUGAUAGAUCUGGGGCUCGUAGGCCUCUUCGGAGGCUAUACUGCCCUGGCGACAAAGGGCGUCUCGUCCAUGCUGUCCUCCACCCUCUGGAGGGCCUUUGCCACUCCCGUCACCUACGUCCUUGUUCUCAUUCUGCUCGUCACCGCUGUGAUGCAGAUUCGCUACGUCAACAAAGCGCUGCAGCGUUUCGAUUCGACCCAAGUCAUUCCCAUACAGUUCGUGCUUUUCACUCUCUGCGUCAUCUUGGGAAGCGCCAUCCUGUACCGCGAUUUUGAAAAGACCACGGUCGAGCAGGCGGCCAAGUUUGUUGGUGGCUGCCUGCUCACCUUUUUUGGCGUCUUUCUCAUCACCAGCGGGAGGAAGCCGCAGGAUGAUGAAGACGAAGAUGUGCUUUCUGAGGCGGAGGGCAUCGAGGAGACUAUCGGCUUGAGGCCACACGAGGUCAAUGGAGGUGGCCUGGCACACGAAGCUCCCUCUCCAAAGUCGCAAUCGCGCAGGUCCAGCAAGCUUUCGCGGGUCAGCUUCGCUGCAACCAUCAAGCACAAGUCCCCUCCCCCUGCUAGCGAACCCGACAUCGUAAGGGUCACCAGCUCAGCCGCUGCAAGCGUCCCGGAUCUGCUUGGCGACCUGUCCUCACCACUGGUUGAGAACCCGUGGCAAUCAUCCUGGGACUCUUCUGCUUCGUCCCCGGGCGGCAACAGGGCGUUCCCCGCGGAAUCCGCGGCCACGCCCUCCGUCAUUGCCUCCACGCCGACGCAAUCAUCCCCAAGCACGCCGCAGAAGGAGCCCGCCGCGCCCCCUGGCUACCCUACAGAUCGACCAGUCACUCCACGGCCCAGCUCUGCACUCGCGCGGGCCGCCAGCCAUCACCGCUCCAAAACGUUCAUAUCACCGUCCCCGCUCUCGUCGACGGUUACGACCGUGGUCAAGGACGGCUUCCUGCGGGAGAACGACAACCCGCUGGCGCAGCGGUCAUCGAUGCGCCGCAUCCGCUCCAGCAUCCGCGCCAGUCUGUUCUUCAACGAAGAUGAUGAAGAUAACAGUGAGGGCAACAGGCCGGGUCAGUCGGCCAUUCCCGCUCUGGACGACCAGGCCCAUGCCGCGCUGCACAGGCAGGAGAGCGCCGGGUCCCACGGCGAGGCUGAAGACACCGGAAGAAGAAGAUCACGGAGCGUCAGCGACGCUCUCGGCGAUUUCUUCCGCACCAGGAAGAAGAACAAGAAAGAGUCGCAUGAGGCUCUUGCGACGGGAGGUGCUGCCGAUGCCGACACAAGCCACAGCGGGCCAUCAUGACGACGGCUACUACCACCAUCACACGCUUUGCCACCAACACCCCCCUCAUUUCUUUGCCUAUAUUCGUCACCGACGCGGGCCGACCAUGAUGAAAGGAAAGUAGCGGUCAACAGUGCAUGUCACGAAUUGGAUCGCCCCAGGAUGCGCGCGCGCAAUCCAAUAAUUAUUGAUAACAUGUCAAUGGGCGCAUGUUGUCGUGCGCCUGGGCCUCAAGGGCUAAGUGCUUCAGCCAGUUCACAUUGGGAGUGAGAAGCGGAACGCCAGCGGAAGCCGCCACGAGCAGAGUUGGUGUUUUGAGCACGAAUUGCAAGGCGUUGUUGGACGGGUUUGAUUUUCUGCUUUUUCGCAUUCCUUUCUGUUCUUGUUCUUUCCAUAUCAACGAUGCCGGUAGACUUGUUGUCCAGGGCUGGCUAUUUUGGCAAGAGCAUCUCACGUUGGAUCUGUCGUUGAGCGCCACAUGUUUGCACUCAUGUACAUACGUAGAGACCUAGGCAGCGCCUGCAUCUGGUGUGGGUGCUCGUACAUACGUAUGUACUACGUUCCUAAUCGAGAAGACGGGC
This is a messenger RNA of Purpureocillium takamizusanense, 3609 nucleotides long. RefSeq lists its product as uncharacterized. The transcript is spliced from 2 exons. The record is from RefSeq and is a predicted model, not a curated record. Gene Ontology annotation, cellular component: membrane. The coding region runs from base 863 to 3049 and encodes 728 amino acids. Lineage: Eukaryota; Fungi; Ascomycota; Sordariomycetes; Hypocreales; Ophiocordycipitaceae. Gene Ontology annotation, molecular function: magnesium ion transmembrane transporter activity. Gene Ontology annotation, biological process: magnesium ion transport.